This is a messenger RNA of Chelonia mydas (Green sea turtle), 2571 nucleotides long. It is a transcript of the gene DCPH1, whose product is annotated as acidic residue methyltransferase 1. NCBI's taxonomy places the organism in Eukaryota, Metazoa, Chordata, Testudines, Cheloniidae. Bases 1075 to 2043 code for a protein of 322 amino acids. The record is from RefSeq and is a predicted model, not a curated record. Gene Ontology annotation, cellular component: cytoplasm; nucleus. The transcript is spliced from 5 exons. Gene Ontology annotation, biological process: DNA damage response. Gene Ontology annotation, molecular function: phosphatase activity.
GACGGCUCGGCGGGGGUUCGCAAGCGGGGUAGCGCUGAACCGGGGCGGGGCGCAUCUCAGCCCAUCCAGGCGCCGCUCUGGCAGCGGCUCCCCUGAGAGCGCCCGACACGGGGGCGCCGGCUCUGGGCUCUCGUGGGACGACCCUGUCCGGGGCGGGGGGGCUGUGUCCAGCAGCGACCUCCGCAGAGCGCCGCGGCUGGAGAGGGCGGCGGAACGUCGAGCCCUGCCCCGGCUCGUGACUCCCCGCCGGUCACGGCUCGGCAGCGUGCGCGGGCGGCCGCUGGGCCGGUGCGCUAACGGGGCUCCCUGACUCGGGGGCGGCCAAGGCGCGGAGGGGUGGGUAGCCCGAGAGCCGGCUGUGGAGCUCCGCUGUCGCCUGAGCUCCGCCUCUGUGCGCGGGGACGCAGCGAGGUCAGACAGCGUCGCUCCCUGUGCGGUGCCGACCAGGCUGUCAUGGGCCCUUCUUACCCCCGCUCAGCUGGGGCGGCUGUGCUGGGUGAUUCGCCCUUAUCGCUGGUCUCCCUUCUACACAAGCCCUGCGGGCAUCCUUGUCAACCCGCACUCCCUGCAUCCUAGGGGGCACCGCAAACGCUGUUUUGGUAGCAAGGCAGAGAUGUACAGACAUGCCACUGGAAGUGAAACUGCUCCUCUGGCCAGACCUUCAGCUCUCGCCCCCCAGUCGGUACAGUUGUGCUGGGGGCUCCAGCGCCGGUAUAUCUGCAUGUAUUCAGUACCCAUGGAGGUGUUCCUCCAGCUGGAUGAUCUUUUGCAUAUUUUACAAUUAAGGACAGGCUGCCUCAAAUCCUAACUAGGGUUAUUGAUACUUUGCACCGACAUAAAAAUGAAUUCUUUGAAGAACAUGGAGAGAAAGGCAUUGAGGCAGAGAAGAAUACUAUAUCCAUCCUCUCUAAGUUAAGGAAUGAGCUGCAAACAGACAAACCAUUGGUUCCUUUGGAUGAUAAACUCCCUGAUGUUCCACUGUGGAAUCAAUACCUAGAAUAUCAACAAAAUUUAUUAGAUGGAAAUGAACAGCCAAGCUGGUUUCAGUCCCCUUGGUUAUAUGUGGAGUGUUACAUGUAUCGCCGCAUUCAUGAAGCACUAGUUCAUAAUCCUCCUAUUGAUGACUAUGAUGUAUUUAAAGAAGCAAAGGUUCACAGCUUCUUUGAAUCCCAACAAGCUAUUAUUGCUUUAUGCACUUACUUGCAGGAACUUCUUAAAAACAUUGAGGACCUAGAUGAAAAACAACUUCAGGAAGAAUUUUAUAAGCUGCUGCAGGUUUCAUUGUGGGGGAAUAAGUGCGACCUCUCCAUUUCAGCUGGUGAAGACAACUCUCAGAAAGCUAGUCCUGUAAAAUCGUUGGACAACUUGAAAACUUCCAUCUUAGUGGAUGAUAUGGAAAGCAUUUGGUCACUGCUUAUUAACAGCAAGAAAAGAAGAACUUCAGAAGAAGUUACUAGAGUUGACAUAGUGCUGGAUAAUGCUGGAUAUGAACUUAUUACUGAUCUAGUACUGGCUGACUUUCUGUUAUCAUCAAAGUUAGCUUCUGAAAUCCAUUUCCAUGGAAAGUGUAUUCCAUGGUAUGUAUCAGAUACUACAAAGCAAGAUUUUAAUUGGACUAUUAAACAGUUGCAGUCAGCUAAUAAUAAGUGGAUGUCUAGGUGUGGGAUAAACUGGGAGGGCAGUAUUAAAAAAGGAGUUUUGGUUUACCAUGAUCACAUGUUUUGGACUCUGCCACAUGAAUUUUGUAGUAUGGCUCAGGUUGCUACUGACUUGUACACUGAGCUGCAGAAGUCACAUUUAAUUAUUUUUAAAGGUGAUCUGAACUACAGGAAACUAACUGGAGAUAGAAAAUGGGAGUUUACUGUUCCAUUUCAUCAAGCCUUAAACAAAUUUCAUCCUGCACCUCUUUGCAGCUUGAGAACACUAAAAUCUGAUGUUCAGGUUGGUCUGAAACCUGGACAAGGUGAGCAGUUUGUGAAUUCUGAACCUGACUGGAUGAUAUGUGGGAAAUAUGGAGUAGUUCAGUUUGAUGCAUCUUUGUGAUUCAGCUGUGAGGUUGAUAGUUUACCUAGGGAUAGGUUUAAUUUGCACAGAGAGCUGUGCUUUUGCUGUUAAAUAUUGGGCUCUUCGUUUACCUGUUUCCUAUUUCUGGCAAGUGGCUUGUUACUACUGAUUUACAAAAGAUAAAGAUGUUGUGCAACAGUUUGCAAACUUUCCUUUUAGCACUCAAGUUAUUAAAUUGUAGAUAUUUUAUGAUCUAAAAUGUCAACAGAUGUUGGAGAUGAACAUGACUUCAGUUGUCCCUAAGAAUACUUUAUCUUUCAGUAAGUAAAGAGAAUUAAUGCUCAGUGGAAGUUACAAUUUACUUUAGGAACUGGAUCCACCUUGACAUGCAUUUACUGUUCCAGUACUGUUUGGCAUUUUCAAGCGCCAUAUGUUGCAUGGUACUUAAUUUUUUUUGAAUGCAUGAAUCUAACUUCUGGGUUUUCUGCAUCACUGCAGCAGAGGUCUUAUUUUAAAGCUGUUUGAUUUGUCUCUUACAAAGAGUAUUUUACAUAAUUUGACAAUGUU